This is a messenger RNA of Gymnodraco acuticeps, 782 nucleotides long. Its product is annotated as 5-hydroxytryptamine receptor 1B-like. Gene Ontology annotation, biological process: adenylate cyclase-activating adrenergic receptor signaling pathway. Gene Ontology annotation, molecular function: G protein-coupled serotonin receptor activity. Gene Ontology annotation, cellular component: plasma membrane. The record is from RefSeq and is a predicted model, not a curated record. NCBI's taxonomy places the organism in Eukaryota, Metazoa, Chordata, Actinopteri, Perciformes, Bathydraconidae.
GUGAAGGUGGAGGAGGAGGUGACGAGCUGUAACGUCAACACGGACCACAUCUUCUACACCAUCUACUCCACCUUCGGGGCGUUCUACAUCCCGACGCUGCUGCUCAUCGCGCUCUACGGGCGGAUCUACGUGGAAGCCCGGAAGCGAAUCCUCAAGCAGUCGAGCAACAACAAAAAGCCCGGAAAGAGACUCACGUCGGCUCACCUUAUCACCGAUUCUCCUGGAUCUGUGGCCUCCAGCACGUCUCUAACCUACGGGACAAACGACGCCUCUUCCUGCGACACUUCUGUGCAUCAAGUGAAGGUCACGGUGUCCGACGCGCUGCUGGAGAAGAAGAGAAUCUCCGCCGCCCGAGAGAGGAAAGCCACCAAGACUUUGGGCAUCAUUUUGGGCGCGUACAUCGUGUGCUGGCUGCCGUUCUUCAUCUACACCCUGGUAGUGUCCGCCUGUGAUUCCUGUUUCCACCCGGGGCUUUUCGACAUCUUCACCUGGCUGGGAUACCUCAACUCUCUGAUCAACCCCAUCAUUUACACCAUGUCAAACGAGGACUUUAAACGCGCUUUCCACAAACUGAUCCGGUUCAGAUGCUGCCGGGCGUGAAACCAGCCGUCCUCUGUGCGAUCGAGGGAAUGCACUGAGACAACGAGAUCAUCCAAUGUGUGAAAUGUUUGCGUUGCAGCAGCUUACAAGACAAGGCUUGUACGUAAGAGAAAUUAAAAGACUUGAAAUAAACAAUCCAAAAUGUAAACAUCUCAAAUAGAAAUAAAAUCGCAUUAAAAGAG